CUUUUGGGUUAUGGUGAAAGAAACUAUUGCUGUGUUAUUGUUUGGUUUAGUUUGAAAUUGUGAGGUUCAUCGUUCAGAAGCUAUACCAAGCUUACAAAGGAACACGAAUUCAAAGUUUGGAUGUAUGAAAGUUAUCGAGCAUGCUAAAGUUUGGCAGGAGGCACGGAAAAAUCCUGCAAAUGGUAAAAGCCCAAUAGUCUCACCUGUGAGGCUGGGUGAGUCUGGCCACUCGCUUAAUUGCAAGAGAAAUUACUAUCUACCUUGGCAACUGUAAAAGUCCAGUAGUCUUACCUCACAAGAAAUAACUGCCUUAAUUGAUUUGAUUUGCAUUGGCACCAGGGUUGGUAUUCAAGUAUGUCGUCUGGGCUUUUACGGGCAGAUAGAGAAGAUAGGGGAUCAGGGACAUUAAUGUACAAGGAAAUCUAUAAGAAGGGCUGUGACACAUGAUUAGUUGAGAAGUCUAUUAAGGAAGUGUCUUUUCUUUAGGGUUUCAAGUCGCUGAGUCCCAGGGAUCAAAUGCUUAUUAGGUCACCCAAGUUUGAGCUGAAAAAUCGUGCAAACGGUAAAAGCCCAAGAGUUUCACCUGUGAGGCUGGGUGAGUCUGGCAACUCGCUUAAUUGCCAGAGGAAUUACUGCCUACCUUGGCAACUGUAAAAGUCCAGUAGUCUUACCUCACAUGAAUAACUACCUUACCUGAUUUGAUUUGCAUUGGCACCAGGGUUUGUAUUCAAGUACGUUGUCUGGGCUUUUACGGGCAGAGAGAGAAGAUAGGGGAUCAGGAACUUUAAUGUAUAAGGAAAUCUACAAGAAGGGCUGUGACACAUGAUUAGUUGAGAAAUCUAUUAAGGAAGUGCCUUUUCUUUAGGGUUUCAAGUCGCUGAGUCCAGGGAUCAAAUGCUUAUUAGGACACCCAAAUUUGAGCUCAGGUUUGGAGAAAUUCAUCACCAAGUAAUUUGCAAUGGUUGCGGGUAGGUGCUUCUGAUGACCUGGAGAUUGAUUAUACCUAACGGUAGAAGGAAUCGCCUCUCCCCUACUACUGGCAACAGGCCAGUAUUAUCACCUGUGCAUACUCGUCAAGACUGCUUGCCACCUAAGAUACUUGGAGUGGACAAGAAUGCUAGCCAGCGUGAAAUUCAGAAAGCAUUCCACAAGCUUUCCUUGAAGUAUCAUCCUGAUAAGAAUACGGAUAAGAAUGCCCAGGCAAAGUUUUCUGAGAUAAAUAAUGCAUAUGAGACUCUCUCGGAUGAGGAGAAAAGGAAGAACUAUGACAUGUUUGGUGAUGAAAAAGGCAAUCCAAGGCCUGAAGGCCCCGGAUUUGGUAAUUCUGGAUAUGGGUCUAGCAACUUCAAUUUUGGUGGACAAAAUGGUCAGCACUUCACCUUCCAGCAGGGUAGAUCUCAAUCAGGGAGUGGAAAAAAGGGUUUCAAGCAUUUCCCGUUCCCUUUUGGGGGUUCUAGUAGGGAAGGUGGACAUUCUUUCACAUAUGACAUUGGUGGAUCCAACUUCAUGGGAGACAUAUUCUCAAACAUUUUUGGCUCUCCAAAGACUGACCAAAGAAAUUGGAACCCAUUUGGAGGCUUUGCUGGUCCACAGGGACAAGCAAAAAGUAGCUAUUCUCAGAACUCUCAGCAGAUUCUAGUUCUCGAUUCCAAAAAUUUUAAAGAGAGAGUUUUAGAUCAACGAAUGACUUGGUUGUUGAUGUUUUACACUCCAUCAUCAAAAGGCUACCAAGAGUUGGAGGCAAUUCUGGAUCAGGUUUCCAACCCAUUACAAGGAAUAGUAAAGGUUGGUGCCAUCAAUUGCCAUAGUCAACAAAAAUUAUGCAAAGAGCAAAGUGCUUUUCCCCAGAAAACAGCAAAACUAUUUGUAUACUCAAUUAGAAGCAACGGGAAAGGCUCUUUGCUAGAAUAUAAUGGUGAUUGGAAUGCAAAGGAUGUGAAAAACUACUGUAUAGAUCUACUGCCAAGGUUUUCAAAGAGAAUAGGUAAUGAUGAUCUUGAUGACUUGGUGAGGACAUCACUCAAGCUACCAAAGGUUUUGUUACUUACCACAAGAAAGAACACCCCAGCAAUUUGGCGAGCUCUUAGUGGAUUAUAUCAUGAUCGAGUCCUUUUCUAUGAUGCAGAGGUUUCUGAUCAAUCACAUCAUAUUGCUAAAAUAUUUGGAGUCCAGACAAUCCCAGCUAUGAUUGGUAUUCUGUCUAAUGGUGAAGUAGCUAUUAUGAGCAGUGGAAGUGGCUUUGAACAGUCAGGACCACAUAAAGUCGUAGAACUUGGGAAACUUAUUGAAAAUUUAGAAAAGAGAAAUUUGAAAGUUAGGCCUGCAAAAGAGAGCUCUCAAUCAAACGAAGGUGCAAAGGAACCUAUAUCUCUACUUACAAAGGAAACAUCAAAUGUUUUAUGUGGAACAGAUAUGCCCCUUUGUGUGAUUGGGGUGUUUAAGUCAUCCAAAGGAAGAGAGAAAGCCAAAGAACUUCUCACAGCAAUUUCACAAAAAACUCUGACAAGAGGGCAGCGGUUUGAGGUAAAAGAUGCAGUGUCCUAUUCUCUACUGGACGCAGCAAAACAAAAGACAUUUUUACGGGCCUUUGACAAAUCUGGCUUCAAGGACAUGGACGCCGUUUUGAUUGCCUACAAACCUCGUAAAGAAAGAUUUGCCCUAUACAAGGGCUCUCUAACCAUGGAGGAUACAGAAAGAUUUAUUGGGGAGGUAUUGAAUGGAGAUGUUCGAUUCACAAAAGUUCUUCAGAAGCCUAGAUUUUAGGAGCAGCAACUGACAGGCAUGAAAAUCUAAGUUAUAAUCACGUGAGACCCCCUUGUGUUUGUACUUUGUACCAUAUUUUACUUCCCUUCCAAAUUGUAGUCAUUAAAUAGUACAUUUUUUGUCCCAAAAAAAUGUCAUAAUGAUCUGCAUCGUUCAUUCCAAAUCCAUUUUUCUUCUUUGAAGUGUAAUUAUUAUACUUUUGUAAAUCAAAGGUGAAAUGAUGGUUGGCAUGUAAAUGGAGCAAGGGAAAUACCAUCGCUCCAUUAUUCCUGUGAAAAAAAGUUUCUAUGAUCUAGCUGUAUUCCCAAUCCCUCCUAAUAUGCAAAAUAUUAGUGUGGGAGUUUUAAAUUUUUUCUCUUUUGUAGUUUUAUAAAAUUUUGCCUUUAUUUAUCAAAAAUGCAAGGCUAUAAGAUGCCUUUGAAAAUUGCAUAUAACUAAAUAUGUUUUAUGA
Molecule: messenger RNA, 3214 nt
Organism: Cryptomeria japonica (Japanese cedar)
Lineage: Eukaryota; Viridiplantae; Streptophyta; Pinopsida; Cupressales; Cupressaceae
Product: dnaJ protein ERDJ3A
Exons: 7
Coding region: 982-2763 (593 amino acids)
Source: RefSeq, a predicted model, not a curated record